CACCAGUGAAGUCGUGGGAGCCUUCCGUUGCCGCCGUACGUCGAGCUGUCGUCCGUCCAGCUGAGCUGUUAAAGCGGUGCGCGAGCGAGCACCAAGCUCACGGCUCACCCACAAGCCGAUCGUUAAAAAUAAGAAUAACCCAGUGGCCGAGGAACUCGGCAAUUAAAAUCCCGAGGAAUAAUCGACGCGUCCUUUAACCGAAUUUAAAAACCGACAGGGGCUGCGGGCGGGAGGAGAGUUAAAGGGUUCGCGACACACGGGAGAGAGGAGAAAGGAGAGGUUUAAUUCAAGUUAAGUCGAACGUCACUGUCGACGUGACUCUUUAUUUUUUUGAACAUCAAGUGUAAUUGUGCAGUGAUUGAGGUAAAUUCAGGGGAUUUUGCUGCUCUGGUGAUGAGUGAGUGAAGGGUGGAGCCCCGGAUACAGCGGUUAAAGGGCCGGUUUUCGCGUGCAAUUGGGCAUUGAUCGGUAUUUCGGGGGUUCUUUGAUCGUUAUUUUUGGCGAGUGGUGAUCGGCAUGGCUGGACAGACCAUCAACGACAGGCUUUUGGCCGCCCGACACAGUAUCGCCGGUCAGGGAUUGGCGAAAUCGGUAUGCAAGGCCACCACCGAGGAGAUGAUCGGACCCAAGAAGAAACACUUGGACUAUUUAAUACACUGUACCAACGAGCCGAAUGUCUCGAUACCCCAACUCGCCAAUCUCCUGGUGGAACGUUCGCAGAACACAAACUGGACAGUUGUAUUCAAAGCCCUAAUUACGGUACACCAUAUGAUGUGUUAUGGAAACGAGAGAUUCACGCAGUACCUCGCUUCGAGCAACAGCACGUUCCAGCUCAGCAACUUCCUGGACAAGAGCGGUGUGCAAGGAAUUCUGGAUAGGAUUAACGUUCCGGUGAAUGAACUAAGCCUGUUUUUAAGGUACGAUAUGUCGCCUUUUAUCAGACGAUACGCUAAAUACUUGAAUGAGAAGGCGAUGUCUUACAGAAGUGUUGCCUUUGAUUUCUGCAAAGUCAAGAGAGGGAAAGAGGAUGGCACAUUACGUACAAUGAACGCCGAGAAACUACUCAAGACAUUACCAGUGUUGCAAGCACAACUCGAUGCACUCCUUGAAUUCGACUGUUCUGCUAAUGAUCUUACGAACGGCGUCAUCAGUAUGUGCUUCAUGCUCCUCUUCAGAGACCUGAUAAGGCUCUUUGCUUGUUAUAACGACGGAAUUAUAAAUUUAUUGGAGAAGUAUUUUGAUAUGAAUAAGAAGCAGUGUCGCGAUGCCCUGGAUUUGUACAAAAAAUUCUUAAUACGGAUGGACAGAGUUGGAGAAUUUCUCAAAGUUGCUGAGAAUGUUGGCAUCGACAAGGGAGAUAUUCCAGACCUGACGAAGGCACCGAGCAGCCUACUGGACGCCUUGGAGCAACAUCUGGCUUCUCUAGAAGGGAAAAAAGGCUCGGCAGCUAACACACCCACUCAGUCCGCCAGCAGCAAUAGAACGAAUGUUAAGUCGGGAGUGUCCGCACUAUCUUCCACCAGUACGGCGUUCGGAACAGCAGCUAGCAAUGCACGUCUUGAUCAGACUGGGAAUGGACAUAUUGAUGAGGCGUUGAGGCAACAGGCACUUGCUGAGGAGGAGGCUGCCAUGAACCAAUACAAGGCAAAAGUACAGUCGCCAUCCGGAGGACCGAGCACCAAUCCAUUCCUUGCAUCACCAACAGGUGGAAAUCAACCAAUCGUUGAUUUAUUCAGUUCUGCAUCUGCUAAUGAGGCUCAAAAAGCUUCAGACGAUUUGCUCCAACUGGCGGGCAAUCCCUUUGCGGAUAUGUUCGGAGCCCCUCAGCCUGGGGCUCCAGUCCAACCAGCCCCGCCAGGAAAUACCAUGUGGAUGGCCAACGGUAAUGGUUUCGUCGCACCAACACCGCCAGCAAGUAAUAACUUUGUUACAGAUAACAACUUCUCGUCCGUGUUCGGUGGUCAAGAUCAACAGACGACUGCCGCUCAGGGAUCGGCCGUACCUAAUCCUUUCAUGGCGGAUUUUUCCGCUCCCCAACCGGUUAAUACAGCAUCGAGCAUCGGACUGUUCGAUCAGUCAUCAGCAUCAGAUCAACAAAAGGGCGGAGACCUUUUCAGUGCUGGGGGACAGGCUGAUCUAUUUGGUGGUGAAUCAGCAGAUAAUAAAAUUGAUACGAGUGAAAUGGAUUACUCUGGUGUGCAAUCAGGCGUUCAAGUCACUGGUAUAAAUGCCAAAUCAACUGCUACUCCACCACCAAGACCGCCUCCUCCCGCAGCUGGUAGUAAUGAUACACCACGUGCAGCAUCACCAUCGGGUGGUGCAACAUCGAGUAAAAGUGCAUUCGACGAUUUGAAUGAUAGUAUACGUAUGGCUCUGGGUGGGUCUCCGUCUCGUCCAUCGCCCGCUGUGCAACAACCACCACACGUGCAACAAAUAACACAACAGCAAUUAACACAACAGCAAGGCUUUGGAGUGUUUGACGUGACUGGUGGUGGUGUACAAGCGGGAACUGGACAAACCGUUGUCGGUACUGUAACCGGUUAUGGUGUCCCUACUACCCAAGUACCCGUUGGAUACGGCUCUCCGGUCAAGCAGCCAAUGGCAGGUUUCGAUGGUGUGGGCUCGGUGUUAAUGCCAUCUUCUACGACUGUGUCUGGAGCUAAUAACGUUUCAGCUGCUGGACAAACUGGGGCUUCUACUGGGGGGAGCAAAGUACUCACUGGGGAUCUUGACAGCAGUUUGGCGAGUCUCGCGCAGAAUCUUAGCAUCAAUAAGAGUGCACAGCCUCAAGUCAAGGGAAUGCAAUGGAACUCGCCAAAAAAUACAGCGAAAACUGGAGGACCUGCUGGCUGGACACCUCAACCGAUGGCAGCCACCACUGGUGCCGGCUAUCGACCGAUGGGCCAAGGAAUGACGCAACUUCCUCCAACCACCACUUUUGGCUUUCCCACCCAGCCCGCACCACUGGGUAUGCAAGGUAUGCCAAUGGGAAUGCAGGGCAUGAGGCCGAUGAUGGGUGGUAUACCAGGUGCCCCAGCAGCCCCUGGUGGGAUGAUGGUGGCCAGUGGUAAUGCGCCUAUGAUGAUGCCAGGUAGUAACCCUAUGAUGGGAGCAACAAUUCAACAACAACCGCCCCAAUCAAAUCAACCCCAGGGUAAUGCGGUUCAACUUGAUCCCUUUGGUGCCCUGUGAAAGGACUAGGAAUAGGAGUCCCGUUGGAAUUAAAGAAUAACACGGAGCACCAAUACUGUAAAUACUGUGUAAUAUGCCUACAAAAUGUGCCCGGCUUUAUUUCAUUGACUUGCAUCAACAGUUCUCUCUUGAUCUGCCUUACCACUAAAAUCAGUCCACCAUCUAGACAUCGAGGAUCACAGUGUGUCCAUUAAAUUCGUGUCAAUAUCGACGAUACCAUCAUUUUUAGCAUGUGUAUAAAAUCCCCACAUGUAACAAGGCCCAGAGUGCUUAGUGAAUGACCGAUGAUCGCAAACAGUUGCAUAAAAAUAAAAUGAAAAAUCAUGUGUUUCAUUGAUAUUGGGAUGCGCGCCUCAGGUACUGUGUUUAUUAUUAGAGUGUGUCUGCAAAUCGAGUUUAUCCAUUGCGUUAUUGGCCACCCCAGAAGCGUGUGUGCCUGCCAAAGAUAUUUUUGGGAUUAAAAUCACCUUUUAAAAGUCAUGAUUUAUCGUUCUCAAUUGUCAUGUUCACGAGAAUUUUUCGCAAUAAUUUAUUUUUUAUCCAAAAUUAGGAGAGUGGAUGGAAAACAACUGAGUAUAUUUCGUUAUUCAUGCAUGAUGAGAAAUGAUUUUUUUUUUUUCAAUUGUUUCCGUCGAAACAAUUGCCAGUGGGAGGAGGAUAUUUGUAGUAUAUCUUUGUUGUACAUUAUUAAUUCGUUUUUUUUCCAUUAUUAUUGAUAACUUUUUUGCAAUAAUUUUCGUUAAGCCGGUGGACGGUUGGAGGUACAAGUAUUAUAUAUGGAGAUGUCAUAGAAUCAUCUUGUUGCGCACGUUAUCCAUUACACGUGCGGACUAUAAUAUGUACAGGCGUUCGUAUAUAAAUAUUAUAUAUGUAUAGAAAUGAGAGGAAUAAAUAAUGUUAUAAUUUUUAGGGUAAACGAUGAAUGUUCUUUCGUUUUAAUGCUCCGAUAUAAUUCACCUGGAUUAUAUUAUUUAAAGUGUUGAGGAGGUGAAUUAUGAAUUAUGAUACUCGUGUGGAUCCUUAUGAUACUCAGUCUGAGGAUUUGUUUAUUAUUAUUUUUUCUCUGGUGAUUGUUCUGUUUUUUUUUCAAGCAUGAUCCCUUUUGAAUUGUAUAUUUGAAUCAAUUAUUUCUCGUUCAAUUGGAAAAUUUAAAGUGAACCGAGUUUAUUAGAUAGAACUGUACUAGUCGAUUUGACUGUUUGAAAUGACCUAUGUAUUAUCGGAAAAUCAUGAUCAUGAAGGAAAAAUGUGGGGAAAAAGUAUAUUUUGAACGACUCGUACUGGCAUUUAGGUGUUUUUUCCAGUAGUGGAAUUAAAUAUUUGUAUUAUAUCGAUUUAAUGAGAGAAAGAUUAUCUAUGAAUUAUCACGGCAGAUGUAGUCUAGUUAAAUAUCAGCAGUUUAGGAGGCACACGGAGGGAUCAGAUACAUUUCCUGUAGCAUUAGGUGAUUGAAUUCACUUGAUAAAGUGUUUAAAUUCCUCUUUAAUAUCAGACAAUUGGACUUUAAUUGUCUAGUGAAAAUUUUUAAAAGAGAUUAUUCAAUAUUUUACGCACAAUAUAGGUGAAUUCCUCAUUAAUAAUUGGUGAAAUUUAUUGAGUUGGUUGUUCAAUUUGUCUGGUAUUGAGGGUCGAUGCUAACGAAUAAUUCAAUGAAUAAUAGAAUAAUCAGCCCGAAAUGUAGAUGGCAAUCCAUCUCUACUGGUCAUUAAAUGUAACAGGACAAUAUUACGUGUAUUAUCCGUACAUCAUAAAGAAAAGAGAAAUGAAUAUAAGUGCUGUAAACGAAGAGGUACACCUUGCUAGGCUAGAUAAUCAAUAAUUACCCAUUGAUCUAAAUGAAUUGACAAAUUCUACAGGCCCAUAAACUCAGUGCACCAGACCAUUUGACGAUUAUAAUCCGGUGCAUGAAUAUUUAUUCAAAUCCUAUAUAUUGUUCGAAAGAUGAAGCAUAUUCUCAUAAAAAAACGGCGAUUAUGACAAAAUCCAAUGUAUGAUAAGUAAAAUAAAAUUGUUGAAACAGAUAUUGGUAUUUCGGCAAUAAUGGCUUCGAUAUUUAUGGAAAAAUCAGACAAACUGCUUUAUUGUUAAUUAGUUUCUAUGCAGACUAUGCAUUCUGUGGACGCAAUGAGGAUAUUUGAACAUUUGUGAAGGGCAAUAACAUUCCCGGAAUGCUAUUGCGGCAUGCCAAUGACAAAAUCAACGCUUUAGUCGAAUUGAAUGAAUUGUGAAUAUGUAUAAAAUGGGGAAAGGGAAUAUUCUUUACUCUGUUGCAUAACGGGCGAAUUCAGUCUUAAAUGAAGUAGCAAGUGAAAAACCGAACGUUGAAUUGAUUGUAGAAUUCAUUGAUUGUUUGUAUCGCAGAGAACACGAGCUGAAUGAACAAUCGUGAGGGAUUAGUGGAUGAGAUAUAUUGUAGAAUAUGAACGAAAUAAAACAGAUGUCCAUCGUAA
Diachasma alloeum is the source of this 5642-nucleotide messenger RNA. RefSeq names its product phosphatidylinositol-binding clathrin assembly protein LAP (gene lap). The record is from RefSeq and is a predicted model, not a curated record. Gene Ontology annotation, molecular function: SNARE binding; clathrin heavy chain binding; 1-phosphatidylinositol binding. The transcript is spliced from 18 exons. Gene Ontology annotation, cellular component: clathrin-coated vesicle; synaptic vesicle; clathrin-coated pit. Bases 517 to 3192 code for a protein of 891 amino acids. Gene Ontology annotation, biological process: synaptic vesicle budding from presynaptic endocytic zone membrane; clathrin coat assembly; clathrin-dependent endocytosis. Lineage: Eukaryota; Metazoa; Arthropoda; Insecta; Hymenoptera; Braconidae.